UUCUGUGACCCUGGUCAUAUUCCGGAAAGCCAAAGUGCCCCUUGCAGUGCAGAUUUACUAAAUGCCUGGAUAGCAACCAUGAGUGGCAACUAUGCAGGAACUUUUGUAAAGAAUUAUGUUCACAGUCUGCGUGCAUGGCACAUGAUGGAUAAUUGA
This is a messenger RNA of Lentinula edodes (shiitake mushroom), 156 nucleotides long. RefSeq lists its product as uncharacterized. The transcript has a single exon. The record is from RefSeq and is a predicted model, not a curated record. The annotation marks the transcript as partial. NCBI's taxonomy places the organism in Eukaryota, Fungi, Basidiomycota, Agaricomycetes, Agaricales, Omphalotaceae.